Nematolebias whitei (Rio pearlfish) is the source of this 1091-nucleotide messenger RNA. RefSeq names its product katanin p80 subunit B-like 1 (gene katnbl1). Gene Ontology annotation, molecular function: microtubule binding. Bases 138 to 1058 code for a protein of 306 amino acids. The record is from RefSeq and is a predicted model, not a curated record. The transcript has 10 exons. NCBI's taxonomy places the organism in Eukaryota, Metazoa, Chordata, Actinopteri, Cyprinodontiformes, Rivulidae. Gene Ontology annotation, cellular component: nucleolus.
GUGCUGUAUUCAUUUGAAUGGUAAACCCGUGAAAGGCUAACACAGGAGGGAGUUGCGCUGUUCAACCAGUUAUUCACGUUUUGGAUUUACAGCCCCUUCAGCGGCCGUAUUACUUGACAAAAUGAACCGUGUCCCUUAUGGCAGCUGGUAAGCAUGUUUGGAAACGGGAAGUGUUUAAGGUCAACCACAAUAAAUCCAAUGGCUUUCAGCGAUCCUGUAUGCAUGUUUCUACUGAACAGACCAUGAAGCAGGUGGAUAAAAUUAAUAAGGAAGAAUUAGAUAAGGACAGAUUUCACGUGCAGUACAAAGUGCAGAGUUCAGGGAAAGUGAAGCGGCCGUCGUCUUGCAAGAGGAAGAGCUGUUCGUCGGUGGAGGUGGGCAUCAAGCUGCACCGCAAAUCGUCAAAUGUAGGCCAUCCCCAUGACCCCGGCAUGGCCAACAAAGAAAAUGAGCUGACGUGCUCUGAUGAUGUGCGGGGCAUUCGCUAUGACAAAUACGGGCUGCCCGUGAACUCUGCAGAGGCUUCCAAGAUGGCAGGAGCCAGCUCCAAGUACAGUGACUUUACUGAGUUGUCAAAGGAACAUGAAGCUAUGACUCGCAUCCUUUUUGGAAGAGAUCUUCGGCUUAAAGUCGCCCUAACGUUAUGGCAAAGAAAUGCCAGUGAAUUAGUGUCCUACUUAAUAAGAAUACAAGACACAGGUGUGCUGCUUGACUGCUUACCUGUCUUAACUAACAACCUUCAAACUGAAACGCCAUGUUUGUCACUUGGCUGCUGUGUUGACCUCCUUCCCCACAUUAAAGGCGUUCUUUCCAGUGCAUAUGAACAGCACAUAAUGGUGGGUUUACACUGGGUUCAAUCUGUCAUCAGGAAGUGGUGGCCAGAACUGUCUAAAAGUGAGAAGAGACUGCGGGGCAGUUGUUCAGAAGACAGGAAUGUUGACUUCAUGAGGCAGCGACUGAAGGACUUGUGGAAAGAUGGAGUUCGAUUAUGUUUGGUUCCAGGCUCUGUUGGAGAACUGGCAAAGGCCAUUGAGGCUUAUCUGUUGCAGCUGCCCUGACAGUUAUGUAGCGCUCCAAGGAUGUGACCACUA